AUGUCACUCGCUUGGCCAUGGAAAGCUUACCUACGUGCACUACAGAGUCACCCAUUGAAGACCAAGAUGACCACUGCGGGAUGUCUCAUGGCUCUCGGUGACGGGGUAGCUCAGAUUGGGAUUGAGGGGAAGAGGUUCAACCCUCGCGAUGGAGAGCAAGCAUGGGAGAUGAUAAGAACUGUCCGGAUGGGUUUCUACGGUGGAGUCAUUUUCGCUCCCUUAGGACAUAUGUGGUUAGAAAGAAUGAACCGAGUGAAGCUUGAUUCCGGUAUCCGAACGUUGUCAGUAAGGAUGGUCUGUGAUGCUUUCCUAUGGAGUCCAUUCGUCUGCGCGUUAUUUCCCACAGCGGUAGGUUUGCUAGAGGGGAAAUCUGUACCCGAGGUGAGACAAAAGGUCAAACUGAUGUGGCUUCCCACUUGGACUCGAGCCCUCUGUGUGUUCGGGCCCACUCAAAUGAUAAAUUAUACUUUUGUUCCUCCUCAACUGCGUCUGUUGGUAUUGCAAUCAGUUGGACUUUGUUGGAACAUCUACCUCUCAUGGUCUAACAACCGACAUAAUCGACAUCCCUCUCAUACCCAACUCGGAAUGGGUACCAUCCCAGGUCUAUCUGGAGAUCCGGAUACUGUCUAG
Molecule: messenger RNA, 630 nt
Organism: Tremella mesenterica DSM 1558
Lineage: Eukaryota; Fungi; Basidiomycota; Tremellomycetes; Tremellales; Tremellaceae
Exons: 7
Coding region: 1-630 (209 amino acids)
Cellular component (GO): membrane; mitochondrion; cytoplasm
Source: RefSeq, a predicted model, not a curated record